GUAGACAAUAGUGGAGACCCUGGUGUUGAUAUCAAACAAAUGAUUGCGAGUCAGGACGAGAGUAUAUACGAUGUGUUUAUGAAUCUCAUACCGGAUAACAUAAUCGCCGCCACAUUUAGCACUCAUUACACGGCACUCGUGCCCAUCGACUCCCAUAACCUGACCCUUGGGUACAAAAAACUGGCCAAAAAGGCGUUCAAACCAAAUAUGUUAGGGUUGUGUGUAUUCUCACUAAUACUGGGUUUCGCUGUCAAACAGUUGGACCCAAAGGCCGACACUAUUCGCCGGGUUUUAGUCGAGACUAACGAUAUA
Molecule: messenger RNA, 312 nt
Organism: Oppiella nova
Lineage: Eukaryota; Metazoa; Arthropoda; Arachnida; Sarcoptiformes; Oppiidae
Source: the annotation of a GenBank genome assembly